ACGAUAGUACGGCGUUGGAACUGUCCCCUACCACUGCGUGUUGCACGGAUCUAGUAAUUUGCCUGGCUGUGCAAGCGAUCGCCGUGUUGCUGCAGUGAAAAGAUGCUGCUCAGCGACUACGCCAAGUCGCUGUCUGAUCCCGAGCGCAGGAGAUACCACAUCAAAGUCGCAAAAUGCGGUAGCGACGACCCCUUGGCGCUUUCCGAUGACCAGUUCACGAACGAUGUUGGCUGCUAUCCCAGCGUAGACCGUGCGGAUAUCAACGAUUAUCUUGUUCACGGGACAAGUUUCGUGACGCGGGAGCAGCUUAAGAGCUACAAAUCCUUGGAGGCUCACAAUUAUGUCACAAGCGGCCUCGUGGAGCCACCAAGGGUGAAAACUCUUCGUGAUGGCAACAUCGUCGUCGUUUCAAAGGUCCGCCACUCACAAGCGUUUAAAGAAAAGCCGCCGCUGCCGUGGCUACUAAUCAAGCCUGAUGGUGAAGUUCUCUUGCGCCGCACUGGAGAGGUCACGUGA
Molecule: messenger RNA, 516 nt
Organism: Rhipicephalus sanguineus (brown dog tick)
Lineage: Eukaryota; Metazoa; Arthropoda; Arachnida; Ixodida; Ixodidae
Exons: 3
Coding region: 103-516 (137 amino acids)
Source: RefSeq, a predicted model, not a curated record